Messenger RNA from Osmerus eperlanus (European smelt), 1598 nucleotides. It is a transcript of the gene f7, whose product is annotated as coagulation factor VII. The record is from RefSeq and is a predicted model, not a curated record. Gene Ontology annotation, cellular component: extracellular region. NCBI's taxonomy places the organism in Eukaryota, Metazoa, Chordata, Actinopteri, Osmeriformes, Osmeridae. The transcript has 8 exons. Gene Ontology annotation, biological process: proteolysis; blood coagulation. Gene Ontology annotation, molecular function: calcium ion binding; serine-type endopeptidase activity. The coding region runs from base 121 to 1446 and encodes 441 amino acids.
CAGACGUUCAGAUGAAAGUUUAUGACUAACUUCAGACCUAUGGACUAAAAAGGGGGGAGAAAGGGGGACAACAGCAGAGAGUGACCGUGUGGAUAGAAGUCUUUAGUGUAACUCACCACAAUGUACCUUACUGUGCUCUGUCUUACUGUAAGCAUCUGCUGCUGUCAUACAGCAUCGGUGUUUCUAGAACGGGAACAAGCCAAUGGCCUGCUGACAAGGUCCAAACGGGCCAACUCUGGCUGGAGGAACUGGCUGGAGGAGCUGAAACUGGGAAACCUGGAGCGGGAGUGUCUGGAGGAGAAGUGCUCAUACGAGGAAGCACGAGAAGUGUUUGAACACAAACAAGCCACGGAUGAGUUCUGGAAAAACUACAAUGUUCAAGAUGCCUGCCAAUCGAACCCAUGUCACAACAACGGGACCUGUUCCAGCUCGUCAUCCUCCUACACCUGCCUCUGUCUGCCGGGCUUCAUCGGACGCAACUGCGAACUUGAGAUUAAGGCCGUUCCUGACUCCUGCUUGCAUCAGAAUGGGGGGUGUGACCACUUCUGCGAGGAGGAAGGGGGAAGGCGUAACUGCUCGUGUGCUGAGGGUUACUCCCUGGAACCGGAUGGGCAACACUGCUUGUCACAUGAGGACAUAGCUUGUGGGAUGGUCCCUCUCCUGCAAAGCAAAGAGAAGGGAGACACACCACUGAACCCUCUGUAUCGUAUCGUGGGAGGGACAGAAUGUCCUGAGGGCCACUGCCCCUGGCAGGUUUUGCUGAUGACUAAAGGAAAGGGCUUCUGUGGAGGAAUAUUUUACAAACCUACCUGGAUCCUCACCGCCUCCCACUGCGUGGUGAAUUUGAAGGCCGAGGCCCUGACCGUGGUUGCAGGUGAACACGACUUAGACGUGGUGAAGGGCACCGAGCAGACCGUGCAGGUGGCUGAGAUCCUCAUGCACGCUGACUACGUCCACCUGACGGCGGACAGCGACAUCGCCCUGCUGCGGCUCAGCAAGCCCGUCGUCUUCACGCCCUACGCCGUGCCCGUGUGCCUGCCUACUCGCUCCCUGGCGGAGCGCGAGCUCUGGGCCAUCAGCAUGCACACGGUGAGCGGCUGGGGCAGGGUGGGAGAGAUGGGCCCCACCUCCAACGUCCUCCGCAGGCUGGACGUGCCCCGCAUGCGCACCCAGGAGUGCGUGGAGCACAGUGGCGUGACGUUGACCAAGAACAUGUUUUGCGCCGGCUACACCGACAGCAAAGGGGACUCCUGUAAGGGGGACAGUGGUGGCCCGCUGGUCACGCGCUACAGGAAGACUGUGUUCCUGCUGGGGAUCGUCAGCUGGGGCAAGGGGUGCGCCCGGCCAGGGAAUUAUGGUAUUUACACCAGGGUGUCCAACUACCUGGAAUGGAUUCACAAUGUUACAGCAACAGUGCAACCGCAGAAAAUCACUGCAGCGACAUAAAAAAAAUACAAAAGUUGUAUUUAAAACUACAAGAGGAGUUGUGAUUAUUUAUACUGACGAUGGUGCUUCUGCUGCACUGUUAAAUGUGAUCUCUUUCUCAUAAUUAAUACAUAAUUUACCUUUCCCAUGGGGUUGUAUGAAAUUAUAAUGAC